This is a messenger RNA of Brienomyrus brachyistius, 1284 nucleotides long. Its product is annotated as EEF1A lysine methyltransferase 3-like. Gene Ontology annotation, biological process: peptidyl-lysine methylation. The coding region runs from base 278 to 976 and encodes 232 amino acids. The transcript is spliced from 3 exons. Gene Ontology annotation, cellular component: cytoplasm; cytosol. Gene Ontology annotation, molecular function: protein-lysine N-methyltransferase activity. Lineage: Eukaryota; Metazoa; Chordata; Actinopteri; Osteoglossiformes; Mormyridae. The record is from RefSeq and is a predicted model, not a curated record.
UACGGGUUUCUAUCUGACGUCAUUAAAGUGUGACGCGUGUAUGUGUCGUGAUCGAAAUUGGCCAUUUAUAACGAUUAAAAAUGAACGAACUGUCAUUUCAUUGGUAAAAACGUACAGUCAGUGUCAUUCGAAUGAAUCCUGUACUCAAAGUAAAUGACGAAUGACAGAAUUUCGUGACCAAAUAUUCACAUAUUAGCUUCAUGUGAUUGCAAGCUGAGUAAAAACACUGUGACACGUGAGGACGUUUACCCACGGGCCUCUCCGUUAUAACAUUACAAUGAACCUCACGGAAGAUCAGGAAGGGUAUAUGUUUCCCGUUUGUGACGGAUUGUUUGCUGAAACUUUCUCCGAGGAUAGUGUUUACAGGUUCGGAAAACAGGAGUUAAAGAUAAGGCAGCUGUUCGGCGCUAAUCUCGGCGUGGCCGCGCCGGUGUGGGACGCUGCACUCUGUCUCUGUCGCUACAUGGAAGAAAAAAUGCUGGACUUGAAGGGAAAGAGAGUAAUUGAGCUGGGAGCCGGGACUGGUGUCGUGGGCAUCCUGGCAGCACGCUUGGGAGCAUCUGCGACUUUGACUGAUCUUCCUCACGCCAUUCCUCAACUGGAAAGCAAUGUGUCUGCAAACAUGCCCCAGUGUGGGUGGCCCUCUACCACCCCCACAGUAAUCCCUCUGUCCUGGGGCUUGGAUCAUCGUCAGUUUGCCACAGACUGGGAUCUCGUUCUGGGCGCUGACAUCGUGUACUUAUCAGAAACCUAUACUUUACUGCUGGACACACUGACUCAUCUGUGCGAUGGGGGGGCGGUCUUGUACCUUUCAUCUAAGAUGCGCAGGGAGCACGGUACCCCUGACUUCUUUGAGAACAUUCUGCCACAGAGGUUCGACUGCCAGCUGGUGUACAGUGACACAGGGCAGAAUAUAAGCAUCUACUGUGCCACCCUGAGAAAAGAUGGAAGUAAAACUAUGAAGUCUUGCAGAUGACGUGGUGCAAAGGCAGCACAACAUAAAACAGUGUGUGUGAGUCACAUUUAAUUGUCAGCAGCACUCUGUGCUCUGGAAGCCUGAGUCCCAAAAUAAUAGAAUGCAACCUUUUUUGAGAAUUGUAAUUGCUGUUUAAGGUCUUCCAUAAUAUAGUGGACUUUUAACAACAUAUUUAGAUAAUUAAAACUUUUUAUUGAUUUUGUAUUUGGUUUUCAGAACUAAUAUUUUCAUGCUACAGCACCAAUAACUGUACUGUUCAAAUUGAACUACAAUGGUAUUAUGUAGAAAUAAAGAAAGAAAAGACCACA